Penicillium hordei is the source of this 375-nucleotide messenger RNA. RefSeq names its product ABC multidrug transporter. The record is from RefSeq and is a predicted model, not a curated record. The transcript has a single exon. NCBI's taxonomy places the organism in Eukaryota, Fungi, Ascomycota, Eurotiomycetes, Eurotiales, Aspergillaceae. Gene Ontology annotation, biological process: transmembrane transport. The coding region runs from base 1 to 375 and encodes 124 amino acids. Gene Ontology annotation, molecular function: ATPase-coupled transmembrane transporter activity.
AUGUUUUCGUCAUUGGCUCAAACAACUAGGUUCCGCCUCAAUCUUCUCUGCCAUGUCAGCUCGCUUUUUUCGCUGGCGCGUCGGACGACUCGGGCCAAGCUUUCCAACGAUGAGAACAGCGGAGGCAUUUUACUAUUGGAUGAAGCGAGUUCAAGUGUAGACCAGGAGACUGAACGGGUGAUGCAAGAUACUGUCCGCUCGGAAUUUAAGGGCUUCACCGUGAUUGCGGUGGCGCAUCGGCUGGAGAUGAUUAUGGAUUUUGAUCAGGUGGUAGUUAUGGAUAUAGGAAAAAUUGUGGAAAUCGGAAAUCCUGAAGUACUCAAAGGGCUGGCUGGAUCGAGAUUUGGGGAAUUAGUCAACGCUGGGGCAAAUUAG